GUCGCUUAGAAAACCCCUUAGAGGCUUAGACCCCUCUCUUCUAAAACCAGGGUCCCCUCAACCAAAAUCUUCUUCUUCUUCUGUUGUUCAUAUGCUGUAUUUUAUGAUAACAACAUACAUACAUAGAAGCUUGUUCUUCUGAUCUGAUUUGAUGAGAUCAAGUGUUGGUUCUUUGUUCAUCUAAUAUUAUUAUUCUUUCCCUGAAAUAUAUUCUAAACUAAUUCACAGGCUCUUGAUCCGUUUAUUUUGAAGAAGAUCAUCGGCUGUUUUACUAGCUUAAUUUUUUGUUUAAUCCCUCCGUUAAAUCUGAAUGGACGGUGCAACGGCUCAAAAACAAUCGUUUGCUCCCAACAGGAAUAUCAGAAUGAAAACCCCGAAGAAAAAUGGACGAGGUAAUUUCAUUUCUAAUAAGCCUUCUGAGAACUUUAACACGUAUGCAGGUCUCUUGAAUCCUCCUCCUCCUCCUCCUUCACGCGCCAUGUCCUUCUCCUACUCUCAUCCGCUCUCAGCUUCUUCACUCAUCUACAUGCAACAACAACCACCUCUGCUUCCUCUGCCCCAUGUUGUUAAUAAAAAGAAAAACAGGAGCAGAGAGGAAGCGAAGAAAAGACCGGGAACACAAUCUAUUCUUUCUGAUAACCGCUGGGGACCUGAUCCCAAAGACCUUCCCAAAGUGGUGCUAGGGAUGGGAAACAUCGACGACGUCGUCGUUUCGGGUGCGGUUUUCAAUCUGGCUCCGCCACCCAGUAGUUUGCCACUUCCCAACUUUUCUCUCAGAUCCAAACACGGUUGCAAAGCGGAAACUGCGGCUGGUUGCGUUGACGACGGAGCAACCAACAAUCUCCGGCGACUUCUGCGCCUCCGCUGAUCUUCUUAAACCACUCUCUCCCCCUCUCUCCUCGUUGCAGUAUGAUGCUAAGUUUGUUGGGUCACGUUACUUGUUACUUGAUGCUUACUACUAGUAAGGAUCCGCGAGGGUAAUCUGCUGAUUCGUGUUUUUUUUUUUCUCCUUUUCUUUUCUUUAUCAAAAAGGGAACUUGUGUGUACCGCCUAUGGUUUUUUUGAAUUGGGGUGCACAGAAACAAUGUGUAGUAGUUUCUUCUUUGGAUGUGAACUUUGUAUGUACCAUCAGUUCCGUAAUCUGUCUAUUUAAUUUCGGGCUAUCUUUUACAAAUCUAUUUUCUCAUUUUUAGUUA
Messenger RNA from Glycine soja, 1196 nucleotides. RefSeq lists its product as uncharacterized. The coding region runs from base 311 to 868 and encodes 185 amino acids. The record is from RefSeq and is a predicted model, not a curated record. NCBI's taxonomy places the organism in Eukaryota, Viridiplantae, Streptophyta, Magnoliopsida, Fabales, Fabaceae. The transcript has a single exon.